Molecule: messenger RNA, 1113 nt
Organism: Maudiozyma barnettii
Lineage: Eukaryota; Fungi; Ascomycota; Saccharomycetes; Saccharomycetales; Saccharomycetaceae
Exons: 1
Coding region: 1-1113 (370 amino acids)
Source: RefSeq, a predicted model, not a curated record
AUGCCUUUCCAAAAUAUUGAGAAUUUCUCCUUAUCUGAAAAUGAAAUGAUGAAUCAAAUAUCAUUAGAUUCUCCAAUCAAUUACCUAAAUUCAUACAAUCUCAACAACAACAAUAUUAAUUUACAACAAGACAUUAUAAACAACGAAAAUGACCCAGAAUAUAGUAAUUUUCAUAACCUGAAUAAUACCGACGAUUUUGAAUUGACAAAUUCAGUUAACAUGUUUUCCAAUAUUUUCACGGGAGUCGCAGCCAUGACUUGUAAUAUUAAUGAAGAUAAUAACCAAUUGGACAAUUCUAUCUCCCCUUCUUCGUUUUCUUCUGUUUCUUCAGAAUCUUUAUCUUCUUUAAUUGACGGCGAUCGUAACGAUAACAAUGCGUCUCCUAUCUCCGAAGAAAAUGAUCUCGUGACCAGUGGUAAAAAUAAAAUUCUGACGUCAUCAAAAAAUGCUACCACUACAACAACAAUUUUCAAUGACGUGAACAAUAAUUCAAAGAUUACAAUCGAAUUUCCUCAAGUAUACGAAGAGAAUUCCAUAAAUGAUUUUUUGACUCCAGUGUCAUCAAUUACUAUGUCGUACGAUGAUUUAUUGUCUCAGAAUAAUUUGAUAUUUUCUACUGCAAUCUCAACCAACAGUGACACGACUUCUACUGCUACUGAAAAGAAGCAAGAUAAGGUUAGGGCAAAGGUCAAGAAAUCAAAGAAAACUGUUUCGAAAAAGAAAUUGAAGAAAUGUGUUCAUAGUCAUACAAUUGCUAGUAUAACAAACAAUUUGAAAAAAGUGUCUGAUUCAAGACUUUCAGCUCAGGGUCUUGCUCAAGUGUUACAUCUAGACUCUUCAGAAGAGGCUCUACAACGAGAAAAAUAUAUUCUUCAUAUAUUUGAACACGAGUUACACUACCCAUUGGGCUACAAAACAUGGAUCAGAGAUACUGACAAAGCUGAAAGAAUUGAUUUGAUCAACGAUUUAUAUGAUAGAGUAAAAUUUAGAUACCCAGAUUAUAACCCUGAAAUUUUGGAAACAAUCAUUAGGAGGGCGACUUAUUAUAUGAUGCAAAGUAGGUUGAGGAGGGAGAGGAGAGCCAAAUGCAAGAAUAAGGACCAAAACGAAUGA